AUGAGUAGGCAGGUUCGCUGCCUCUGGUCGUCGCCGCGACUGACGAUGAAGAUGACGAGCAGAGACUGCAGCAGCGGCAGCAAGCCGCCAGGGUUGGAAGAGGCAGCAGGGGUGCAGACGAAUGCAACCGCAAAGUGGAUGGACUCCUACCAGCGGCACUUCUCCGACACAGACAAGCUCAACGAGUGGAUGAUGCAGGUGAAGAGGGCAGAGGACCACAACUUGGAGGGCGACAAGGUUGUGGGCGCGCUCAUGGGCUUUCUCCUGCACGGCAUGUUCGCCGGCAACAACGGCCUUUCAUCGGCCGUGUUCUGGGCUUCCCUGCUGGAGACUGCCGGCGCUGACGACUGCACGCUGCUCUACACAGACUUGGUUGACGUGUGUCAAAGUGGGCUUGUGCCACGCGACGAAGAACAGUGCGACACGUUCUUCCGCGCCCUCUUCAUCAAGAACGACCCAGACCUCGACGUCUUCCUCCGACAGUAUGCGGACGACUGUUAUGUGGGUGCGGCCGGAUUCCAGGCACCCGAGGGCGACGCUUCGCUUGGUGACAUGUGGACCAUGCGCCUGGAGAGCAUCCGCAACAUGUUUCCGGUGCAACCUGAUGAGCAGAAGGUGCUGAGACAGCCCGUGACAGCGUGGCAGCUGCCGGCCCUGGAUAUGCGAGGCUUCCGUGACGUCGUGUUGCAGCAGCGCAUGGUGCCAUACGCCUACACGGCGCACAAUUUCUUCCAGCUGCGCAGCUUGCAACACAUGGCCAAGGACAACACGGGCAGCAGCGCCAAGGACUUUGAGGAAGCCCUGUAUCCUGCGGCAGGAAUGCUGUCUGGGUGCGUGCUGGACUCGCUCUGGGCGCGCUACUUUGUCACCCACGACCCGGCGUGCUUGGAUCGCCUGAUGGAGGUUGCUGGGGCGGCUGUGCACUUUAUUCGUGCUGAGCUGGGCGAGAAGAAGGGCGUGAACCGCUUCAUCCGCGCACUCACCAUGAAGGAGGACGCCACCCGCGCUGUUGCCGACCUCGCUGGCACAAACCUCGACGGCCGCCUCAUCAUGUCUGCGGGCACGUCGGCCUGCCUGUCGCUGAUUGAGAACAGUGAACAAUUGCCGGGCAUUUGGGAGCAUGUUGAGGAGCAGCGCGCAGCACUGCACCGCAACAGUGAUAACGACAAUGAGGCGUUGGGGACAAGCAGGAUGCGGGACGCAGGCAAGCUGUUGUCUGUCGUCAAGGCCGCGAAGGACAUUGCCAAGCUGACAAACGCACGCUUGGACAACCAGGACAGUUAG
Salpingoeca rosetta is the source of this 1284-nucleotide messenger RNA. RefSeq lists its product as uncharacterized. The coding region runs from base 1 to 1284 and encodes 427 amino acids. The record is from RefSeq and is a predicted model, not a curated record. NCBI's taxonomy places the organism in Eukaryota, Choanoflagellata, Craspedida, Salpingoecidae. The transcript is spliced from 4 exons.